Drosophila miranda is the source of this 1195-nucleotide messenger RNA. RefSeq lists its product as uncharacterized. The transcript is spliced from 4 exons. NCBI's taxonomy places the organism in Eukaryota, Metazoa, Arthropoda, Insecta, Diptera, Drosophilidae. Bases 72 to 710 code for a protein of 212 amino acids. The record is from RefSeq and is a predicted model, not a curated record.
CAAGACGGGCCAGAGCCGCAGCCUCGCCAAGGACGUGCCCUGCAUCCCCCCAGCUACGACAGACUGCCCGAAUGUGCCGCUGCCCAGCUUCUUGGUCGAACUCGCAGAAGCCUCGCAACAUUGCCGUGCAUGCCACGAAGGCGAGGCGUCUGCUCUUCUCGACAGAUGUCGGCAGCCAUCAGGCCAUCAUUCGGGCCCGAGUCGAUGGCAAUGAGCGUGUGGAGCUGGAAGGAGGUGUCACUGUGCUGGCCCUGGACCAACAGUUAUACCAUGCGUAUCGAAGUUAUAAACAUCAAUGGGAAGAACAAAAAAACCUUUGCUUCCAUGCAUAUCCUGCAUGUGAACAACAUUACCGCCUAGGGGGGAUUUGUGUACUACUGCUGGACGACAAGACCGGACUGGAGAGGAUCACUGGUAACGGAGAGCGUCGUUCCGUAGAGCUGCAGCGUCUGUCGCAGUUCACCGACAUCUGGGUCGUGUGGACACCGGAUGCAGUCACGCAGUACUCACGACGACUGCUCGUGCCCCAAGCAUCUGAUGCUACUGGAGGACAAGGAGAACUACGGCGUCUAUCCGGCCAGAUAAUUUUAAGUGGCGGGAGUAGUGACAUGAACAACGACUGUAUAUCCGCCUCCUGGCGCUGUGACGAAAGGACUGCCCGGCGGAUCAGUUCAGCUGACAGUCAGCCGAGGGCAGCGACAAUGCUCUGAUCUGCGAUGGUACCACCUGUGACAACUGUGACAAUGUCCAUGAGGCCGACUGCUGCAAGCAGCCAGGAGAGUUUCAGUGUCCCAUCAACCAGAAUCCCUAGAAUAGGAAAGUAUAUUAAAACCGUGGAAUGGGCAAGUGACGCCAAGAGAAGCAAGUGUCUCAACAACUAAGCCGAUACUAAUCAUUAAUAUAUAUGGAAUAAUUCUUGAAGCCGGCAACAGGACUUUGCUCAAUAAAAUUAAGAGCAAAGCGCCAUUGAUAAACAGCGAGAGAAAUACUCUAAGAAAAUUAAUUACGAAUUUUUUCGUUAAUCGAAAUUUAAAAUUAUGUUUGAAAAAGUCACGAGCCCUUCUUGACGAAAUAAUAACUUUAUUCCCAGAUUAACAAAAAUCAGAUUGGUGUUCUGGUAAAGCACAAAAUCCAAAAUUUUAUAAGAACAUUUUAUUACAACAAAUACGAAAAAAUAAAAAAACAUUAUAAAUAA